GCAGUUAUAAAUACGCAUUGCAUUGUCUUGGGCAGCAGAUCUGGGCGUUUGCUUUCAUCACUUUCACUAUGGCUUCCGAAGGCGUUCUCCUCGGCAUGGGCAACCCUCUUCUCGACAUCUCCGCCAUCGUCGACCAAUCCUUCUUAGAGAAGUAUGGUAUCACCUUGAACAACGCGAUUCUUGCGGAGGACAAGCACAAACCUAUGUAUGAAGAAAUGGGCGAAAAAUUUAACGUGGAGUACAUUGCUGGAGGUGCCACUCAGAAUUCAAUCAAGGUUGCUCAAUGGAUGCUUCAAGUGCCCGGGGCAACUAGUUAUAUGGGCAGUAUUGGAAAGGAUAAGUUUGGGGAAGAGAUGAAGAAGAACUCGAAGCUUGCUGGUGUAAAUGUUCACUAUUAUGAAGAUGAAACUACACCUACUGGAACUUGUGCUGUAUGUGUACUUGGUGGCGAAAGGUCUCUUGUGGCUAACUUAGCAGCUGCAAACUGCUACAAGUCCGAGCAUUUGAAGCGACCAGAGAAUUGGGCACUAGUUGAAAAGGCCAAGUAUAUUUAUAUUGCUGGCUUUUUCCUCACUGUAUCACCAGAUUCUAUCCAGUUAGUUGCUGAGCAUGCUGCUGCAAACAACAAGAUUUUCUCGAUGAACCUUUCUGCCCCUUUUAUCUGUGAGUUCUUCAAGGAUGUACAGGAGAAAGCUCUACCGUAUACAGACUUUGUUUUUGGAAAUGAGACUGAAGCAAGAACUUUUUCUAAAGUUCAUGGAUGGGAGACUGAUAAUGUCGAGGAGAUAGCUCUAAAGAUUUCCCAGUGGCCAAAGGCAUCGGGAACGCACAAAAGGAUAACAGUUAUCACACAGGGUGCAGAUCCUGUUUGUGUUGCUGAGGAUGGUAAGGUGAAAAAGUUCCCUGUGGAACUUUUGCCUAAAGAGAAACUAGUUGACACAAAUGGAGCAGGAGAUGCAUUUGUUGGAGGAUUUCUUUCACAAUUGAUUCUGGAGAAGCCCAUUGAAGAAUGUGUGAGAGGUGGCUGUUAUGCAGCAAACGUUGUCAUUCAGAGGUCUGGCUGCACGUACCCAGACAAGCCUGAUUUUCACUGAGUUUUUGAUUGUUAGGAAACCUUUUGAUGUAUUUUGAUAAUUGCAGUAUUACUGCUUUUGGAUUUUUCUGAUUUUCAUCGAGUUCUUUCUCUCGAAUCUGUUGGCUUUAUGAAACUGUUUGUGAUUGUUAAGAAACCUUUUUAUUGUAGUAUAACUGCAUUUGGAAUUUCCAAUACCAAAUGGGGAAAACGAGGAAAAAGUUUUCAGCGGAAGGAAACAAAUAAUUCAACUGUUA
Molecule: messenger RNA, 1329 nt
Organism: Cajanus cajan (pigeon pea)
Lineage: Eukaryota; Viridiplantae; Streptophyta; Magnoliopsida; Fabales; Fabaceae
Product: adenosine kinase 1
Biological process (GO): purine ribonucleoside salvage; purine nucleobase metabolic process
Cellular component (GO): cytosol; nucleus
Molecular function (GO): adenosine kinase activity
Source: RefSeq, a predicted model, not a curated record